Molecule: messenger RNA, 3129 nt
Organism: Neohortaea acidophila
Lineage: Eukaryota; Fungi; Ascomycota; Dothideomycetes; Mycosphaerellales; Teratosphaeriaceae
Exons: 2
Coding region: 150-2684 (844 amino acids)
Biological process (GO): signal transduction involved in filamentous growth; fungal-type cell wall organization; hyperosmotic response
Cellular component (GO): cell surface; plasma membrane; site of polarized growth
Molecular function (GO): osmosensor activity
Source: RefSeq, a predicted model, not a curated record
CACCUUCCCUCUCGCCGAAUCUUGGGAAGUUCUUCAACAAGCAUCCGUAGGACGUUGUCCGUCCUGUUCACUCGUUUGAUACCCCACUUCGUUCGUUCUGCUUUCUUCUUUUAUCACUACACGCCGUCCUCCCGGCGAUAUCUCACAUCAUGCGCACCUCAGCAGCAGCGUGGAUGGCCGCGCUCGCGGUCAUAUCCAUGAAUGGACCAUUCACAACGGCACAGGCUGCGCCCGCCCGACCACUAGACGCGGAUGCACCACGGCCAGUCUACCAUCGAUUACAAGACGGACAGGGGUUCAAUGACACCGAUCCGACAGAAGAUACCCUCCACCAUGACCUCUUGAGGCCAAGACAACCCGAGCCCGGCUUGAUUUCAUUAUUGACUGGCGCUCUUACAUUACCGACCGCUACCACGUCCCCACGAAGGAAAGCCAAACACCACCAUGAGCCUGUGAGCCCUACUCUACUGCACUCAGGAAUCGAUAUCGGUGCCUCCUCCUUCCCUUUGGCCAGCUCGUCGAGCUUCCCUACCUCUGCGGCCCCCAACAUCAUCGUUGGCCUCACCACCAUCCUCCACCCAAGCGCGCCCACAAGCACACCAGACAGUAGCGAUAGCGGAAGCCAAUCAAGUUCAGGAACUUCCGAUUCGGGCUUGUUGAGCAUUAUAGGAGGAGGCUUGAGCGGUGUCCUUCCGUCCGCCACCCAGGCCGUAGGGUCUGAGCUUUCGCGUCUCACUGGAACGGGCGGCGCCCUGCAUCACCUCACCAAAUCUGCCUUGUCGGACGUGGCGGGCUCGGGAGGCAUUCUCCCACACGUCAAGUCGGACAUCACGCAUAUGGUGCCCACUGGUACGGCGAAUCCCAUCGGCUCUUUUCUGUCCCAGGUCACGGCUACUGGCGCUGUGCCCAGCUUGCUUUCCCCUGUCCAAUCCCAACUGUCUGGCAUCACUGCAUCGGGCAUCUCUGGCGUGGGAACAGGCUUCCCGUUCACUGGCAUCUUUCCUACGCUCACCAGUGAUGCCGGCUCAAUCCUGUCCCCUGUGCAGUCGGCCGUGUCAUCCCUCGCGAAUGUCACAACGGGACUGCCGGCGCUGCAAUCUUCGCUUUCGAGCUUCCUGAGCGGCGUUGGAUCGGGAGUUAGCAAUGCAACUUCCCUCAUCGGCACACUGACAACUCCAUUGUCAAUCCCACCGGGCGUGAUACCAUCAGGCGUGAUCCCCUCAGGUGUGAUCCCCACAGGUGUGAUUCCGACCGGCGUUACUAUCACUGCAGGUGACAGCACUGUCACAAUUCCCCUCCCUGGGACUGGGAUCCCGACAGGCCUGACGAGCACCCUCUUACCCCCUGUGCUCACCUUACCAACCGUCACGACUGGCGUUACCUCUCCAUCGGAUACAACUGGAGUCACUUCUCCAACGGACACGACUGGAGUCACUUCUCCAACGGACACGACUGGUGUCACCUCCGCCACGUCCAACACGUCCACAUCCCAGGAUCCCACAAUCACGCCAACCGGCACGAUACCUAUUACAAAUGCGACCACUCCAGUUUCCAUCGUCACAGACACCACUGCAGUGCCCAGUACUUCGGCAAGCACCACUUUGAUGAGCUCCAUUACCACACCAACGACAAUAUCCACCGGCACCAGGAACGGACCGUUGGUUUCCAUUUCUCCUACCGGUACCGACACCCAGUCCUCGCUGUCUUUGCCGACUGUAUGGACUUUUGCCCCAAGCUCGACAACGACUAGUUCGGCCGGCAUCCAAACCGCCACCUCCACUACUCUUUCCUCAUCCACCGGUCUCGCGACGAGCCUCCCUCAAUUAGUACAGCCUGCGGGCGGCAGCCCAAACCCGGGAUCGAACUUCACUCUCAUCCAAGUCGGCUUCGAAUUCGCUCUCAACUACCCUUUCGUGGUGAGUCGGCCAGAGUCCGCCAGCCAGAUCUUCGCAUACCUGCCGCAAGGCAUCGCCCAUGGGCUCGGGAUCAAUGAAUCGAGUGUCAUGAUGAAUGCUCUCCAGCCAUACAACACUGCCGCGAAACUGGGCUUUGUCACCACCUUGGCCCAGGCUUACAUCCCAUCGGGUCUGGUGGACCAGUUGCAGCUGGACAUUCGCACAGCGACGUCGCAACUCUAUUAUAACGACCACGUGCCCGUCCAACAACUGAUGCGGGUCAUCAACCCCGCCAUCCCCAUUCUCCCCGGCAGUACUUUGGACGGCGUGCCAGAGGUCCCGACGUUCAACGCCGAAGCGGCAGCAGGCGCAGGGAAGAAUACAGGCGCCGGUGCCCCCAUCGGCGGCGACUCUGGCGUUUCCAAAUCCGUCAGAGGCACGUCCGUGGGCAUUGGUGCGGGUGCGGUGGCAGGCGCCGCUGUAUACGCCGCAGCCAUGAUCUACGUCGCGCGCCGCUACCGACAGAAGCGGAAAAACCAUCGGCGCGCUAGUUCCAUCCCCGCAGCCGUGCACCCAGGCGAAAUGACACAGAGGUCGAGUGCCGGUGGCAUGGGCUCGCUCUUCAUGUCCGGCGCCAUCCACAACGCGCGGGGCACGACUGCUCGCACGUCGCUAAACUCUGCGGGCCGCAACAGCCGGACGAGCAACACCAGUAGCAACGGGCGCAGCGUGCGGGAACAGGGCAUCAGUGCUCCUCUGAUGUCGGAGAACAGCCUGGGGUGGAAUUGAUGCCCGCGGCCCUGGUGUCCUUGUGUUAUCUCUUUUCAUGUCCAUGUGUGCUUGAAGCUUUUAGUUUUUUGAGCGAAAAGAUUUUCUGUUUUCUACCCACCAUCAUAGCACUUCAUUCAAUCUGACCACCUAUCUACGUGUAUUUGCAAUCUCACGUGCGUCGAAAGCAUCGAAGCACGGCGAUGCCUCCAGAACCACGGUGAUCCUCACACCACGAGUUAGAUUUGCCGUGCGCUCCAUUCCCCCCUGAAGUGCGCCUAUGCCAGCUGAAAAUGCUUGGUGGGUAGUAAGGCCGGUUCAAAGGUACGUACCAAUAACGAGGUAUGCAAGGUAGGCUUGUAGGUUACAACAGCUCCCUAGUCCGUCCCAGGGUCUCGUUUCGUGACGGCAGAUCCACUCAAUCCACUUGGCAGGGCGAGCAAGCACCCCUGAUGAUCCUCGCGCG